Guillardia theta CCMP2712 is the source of this 861-nucleotide messenger RNA. RefSeq lists its product as hypothetical. The transcript has a single exon. NCBI's taxonomy places the organism in Eukaryota, Cryptophyceae, Pyrenomonadales, Geminigeraceae. The coding region runs from base 1 to 861 and encodes 286 amino acids. Gene Ontology annotation, molecular function: ATP hydrolysis activity; ATP binding. The record is from RefSeq and is a predicted model, not a curated record.
AUGAACGACCAUCUACCUUCCCGGCCCUCAAGUGCAUUCCUUCACAAAGGAAUCAUCUCCGAUGGAAGUUCGGUUGUUGAGCAUGAUGAUACGCGUUUGAGUGGUGGCAUCACCUCAGGGAACGAUGAACCCAAGGCAACAUCUUCAACACCUCCCGGAGAGAAUUCUGAUGAGAUCCAAUCAGAGUCAGUGAUAAAGAGAGUGAGCAGUCUGAAGCAUCGAGCUAGUCUUCUCCACCAUUUGUCGGCGACGACUGUUUCCCGGUCGAGGUCUCCUUUGGAGGUCCCCGAUGCGAACGUGCCUGUCAGGCCAUGCUCUUCUCCUCCCACGAAGACCAUCUUCUCCAGUGUCACUGGAGUCUUUGAGCCUGGUAAGUUCACCGCCAUCAUGGGAUCAAGCGGAGCCGGCAAGACGACGCUUCUCAACGCCGUGGCUGGGGAGACAGCUGGUGGCAGCCUGUCGGGAGCUGUGCAUUUCAAUGGAGCCACAGUUGACACGGCAACGAUCCGAAGGCAACAAGUGAUUUCUGAGUUUCUGUUUGCACAACUCAUCAGAUCAGACCAAGGUUCAAUAUCACUAUCAAAAUUAAUGUACUUGGAUAAGAUCACCAGCUUGCUUUUUGCGGCAAAAUUGUUUUUCCUACAGGGAAAAGCGAUGAGAUGCGGAGACAAACUUGCCAUGCCUUGCAGACCUGAUGGGUUCAUUAUCACCUUUCCAUCCUUUCCAUCGCUCGUGAUCCAACCAAGCAACAAGGAAUUGGGAAAGUUGACGUGCUCCUAUAAAAACCUUGCUGUGAGAUCACGAGACCGAAAAGAAGUGCCAGACAAUCUACAUUGGCAUCGGCAUCACAUGCAGAAAUAA